Acipenser ruthenus (sterlet) is the source of this 1507-nucleotide messenger RNA. RefSeq lists its product as uncharacterized. Bases 26 to 1492 code for a protein of 488 amino acids. The transcript is spliced from 14 exons. The record is from RefSeq and is a predicted model, not a curated record. Lineage: Eukaryota; Metazoa; Chordata; Actinopteri; Acipenseriformes; Acipenseridae.
CCUGGAUCUGUCUCUGCAGAACACCAUGAAGGUCGUGUUGGGCAUCCUGGUUCUUCUCCACUGCGCAGCAGAGGUGGUACAGUUGAGUUGCUACACCUGCCCUGAAACGAGUGAUGAAUCAAUAUGUACUAUUACCAUCUGCGGCUUCUCAGAGAUUGUGUGUAAGAACACCUACAAGAGAACUGGAACAGGACCAACUGCCACCUACUCUGUGUCAAAGACCUGUGCUACCAGCGAGACUUGUAUUCCUAAACUGGAUGCAUUACCUCUAGUGUUUUGCUGCAUAAUAUCCAGGUGUAAUGUGCAGUUGAUAUGCUUCACAUGUGAUGAAACAACCGAUGAAAGUUCCUGUACUCCAGGUCGAUGUGCAGCUGGAGCAUUCUGCCAGAGUGACUACAAACUCAACGGGGCAGGAGUGCCUGUUGUCACUAAGUCCUGUGCAGCUGAUUGCAAAGCUGUUGACAAUACAGCAGACAAAAACGUGAGGACAACUUGCUGCAAAACGGGAUUUUGUAAUGAAAACGCCUUGAGUUGCAACACUUGUACUAAUGAAGCUGACGAACCUAAAUGUGCAGCAACAGCCUGCGCUGCAGCUGACACACGAUGUCAGAGCACUUAUACCCUCACUGCCCCAGAUGUUCCAGUAUCAAAGGCAUGUGCUCAGGAUUGCACACCAUCCGCUACUGUGAAGUGCUGCGGUACAUCUCAGUGUAACGUGGACCUCUUGAAAUGCUACACCUGCACCGACUUGACAGAUGAAUCUAAGUGUAAAGAUAUAACAGUCUGUGGGUUCGGUGACAAGUUCUGUAAAACCACUUAUAAACUAACUGGAACUGGUGUCACCGUCAGCAAGGGAUGUGCAUCAACUUGUACUGUAACAACAGCUUUCCCGCGAGAUGAGUGCUGUCAGGGAAAACUGUGUAACGUGCAAACCCUGUCAUGCUUUACUUGUGCUGCUGGGACUGAUGAAGCCUCUUGUACGUUGAUUACUAACUGCGGAGCUGGUGAAACAUGGUGUUUCAGUACUUUUAUAGUGUCAGGAAGCACCAUCACUGUUGAAAAAGGCUGCGCACCCACUUGUGUACCUGACCCACAAACAUUCUGUUGCACUACGAACGACUGCAAUGCGCACUUGAUAUGCCUCACAUGUGAUGAAACAGACGAUGAAAGUUUCUGUACUCCGAGUCCAUGUGCAGCUGAAGCAUUCUGCAAGAGUGACUACAAACUCAACGGGGCAGGAGUGCCUGUUGUCACUAAGUCCUGUGCAGCUGAUUGCAAAGCUGUUGACAAUACAGCAGACAAAAACGUGAGGACAACUUGCUGCAAAACAGGCUAUUGUAAUGGAAAUGCCUUGAGUUGCAACACUUGUACUAAUGAAGCUGACGAACCAAAAUGUGCAGCAACAGCCUGCGCUGCAACUGACAAACUAUGUCAGAGCACUUAUACCCUCACUGCACCAGGUAAGCUGGAUCACAAGGGGAAAGGUGACUGAUACCUGUGUCUCUGU